Molecule: messenger RNA, 738 nt
Organism: Bombus terrestris (buff-tailed bumblebee)
Lineage: Eukaryota; Metazoa; Arthropoda; Insecta; Hymenoptera; Apidae
Product: ES1 protein homolog, mitochondrial-like
Exons: 4
Coding region: 1-738 (245 amino acids)
Source: RefSeq, a predicted model, not a curated record
AUGAAUAUUCCAUCCUUAGACCUGUUUUAUCAUCCACUUUUCACACGUCACAAAUUGUUAACAGAAAGUGUUAUUUUGUGCGGGUGCGGUUAUCUAGAUGGUACCGAAAUUUCGGAAGCCAUAUCGUCGACGAUACAUAUCUGCCAGAAAGAUAUGGUGCCACACUUUUACGCGCCGGAUGUAGACAUUUGCGAAACUGUCGAUCAUUUCACUAAACAACCAGAUACAAACAGUCCAUCCAGAAACGGACUAGUCGAAGCUGCCAGAUUGGCUAGAUCGAACAUUAAACCGCUAUGCGAAUGUGAAGCUUGCAUGCACGGGGCACUCGUUCUCCCUGGAGGAUUUGGUGCGGCAAAGACAUUGAGCAAUUUCGCAGCAAAAGGCGCCGACUGUACGAUACUUCCUGAUUUGGAAAAGCUUAUCGAAGACUUUUACUGUGAGAAGAAACCAAUUGCAUCGAUGUGCAUUGCAAGCGUUCUUGUGGCAAGAGUAUUAAAAGGUGUUAAAAUUACACUGGGAAAAGAUUCACCAGCAAAAGAUUGGCCGUAUGCCGAUGCUAUUAAGAAAGCAAAAGACAUGGGAGCUAGGAUAGAAAUGAAAAAUGUGAAGGGAGUAACGAGAUGUAAAAAAUACAAUGUCGUUAGUACACCAGCCUGGAUGUAUAAACCUGCGUCUUAUUUAGAUGUCCAUAAUGGUAUAGGGAAAUUAAUUACUACGUUGAAGAAAUGCAUCAAUUGA